UUUGUUGGGUUUCCAUUUUCCAUCAUUGAAUGAACCCAAAAACACUCAUCAAUAAUAAAAUCUCUAAUCAGGGAUUUUUCAAUUACCCCACAUUUCUCUCUUUCAUUCUCCUCGUUAAUGAUCACUCGAGGAAACAAAAAGCCCUCUUUAAUUUAAAAUCACCAGAAUAAUUUACUAACAAAUCUCUUGAUCCUAGAUCUCUCUCACCUGCUACUACUACAUACACACUACCCUUAUUUUCUCAGUAUUUCUGGGCUACUUCUUUUCUCUGCAUUUACAGCUCUUAUUGCAUCUGGGUUUUUUAGGCGAGUUUCAGGAACUAUUUGAUUUAAAUUCUUCCCAAGUGAUUGAUGGUGUUAGCUGAAGGAGGUGCCAUUGUUUGUUAAUCUGCUAUUUUUGGGAUAUUGAUGUUGAAAUUGGUGGUUAAUUGAUAACCUGGGUUGUGUUUGGAUUGAUCUUUUUGGGUUACAGUAAGCUUUUAGGUCAUCUGUAACCAAAUCUAGAGUUCUAGAAUUGUAUUCUAGAUGAGUUGUUAUUGCUAAAAUUGGCAAAUACAACUAUCAUUAACAUUUUUAUCUUUGGUGCAAAAACAAUCAAGAGGUGGAAUCUAUAAAUGGUCGAUUUCGAUUAGAGGAGGAAUAAGAAUGGCUUUAGGUUCCUCGAAAGACUAUGCUUCUACAUCUAAUUAUCCAAGAGCACUGUCUUCCAUAAUAAUCUCAGUUGGACUACUAGCUGUUUUCAUUACUUUUGCUUCUUGGAUCUUAUUGUCGUACCCAAUUGGCACUGUUGUUCAGAGCUAUUUUUAUGGGGUUGAUCAGACAAGCGAUUUGGAUUUGACGGUGUCUGUGGAAGGUGUGAAUGGGACUCAAGUUCAUGGUGAGGGGAGGUCAGGUUUUAGUGAUACAGAGUUGCCGAAGUCUGAGGGUACUACAGGAGUAAGUCGAAAUCAAGAUGCUGAAGGUAGCCAGAAACAGGAUGUUCAAGAUACUGAAGGUAGCCAGAAACAGGAUGUUCAAGAUACUGAAGGUAGCCAGAAACAGGAUGUUCAAGAUACUGAAGGUAGCCAGAAACAGGAUGUUUUUAAGUCUAUUGCUAAUGAUACAAUGCCUACGGAACACGCCACUGAGAACCCUUUACCAACGGAAAAUAAAGAUUCAACAAAAUCCGACUUGGACAAUACUACCUCAGCUGAUUUGCCUAAACUAGAGCCGUCACUUGUUAAUGUCGACACCAAAGCUUCAGUUAAUGCAGAAUGUGAUCUGUAUCAUGGUGAAUGGUUCUAUGAUCCCGCUGGGCCAGUGUACACAAACAAUUCAUGCCCUGUUAUUACUCAAAUGCAAAAUUGCCAAGGCAAUGGUAGGCCUGACAAGGAAUAUGAGAAUUGGAGAUGGAGGCCAGCUCAGUGUGAACUUCCAAGGUUCAAUGGCACCAAAUUUUUGGAGUUGAUGAGGGGAAAGACUCUGGCUUUUGUUGGUGAUUCAGUUGCAAGAAACCAGAUGGAGUCUCUGCUGUGCUUACUGUGGCAGGUUGAAGUUCCCAAAAAUCGAGGGAAUCGUCAUAUGCAACGCUGGUUUUUCAGAUCAAAGUCUGUUAUGAUAACUCGGAUUUGGUCCUCGUGGCUUGUCCAUCAAACAUCAGAAGCCUUCGGUGAGAUCCGAGAGGGGGUUGCCAAGCUUCACCUUGAUGUCUCAGAUGAAAUUUUCAUGCAAUACGUCCCGACCUUUGACGUGGUUGUUCUUUCUUCUGGUCAUUGGUUUGCUAAGCAAUCUAUCUACAUGUUGAAUAAUGAAAUAGUAGGAACUCAGUUAUGGCCCCCACCAAAGAGGCAGCCGAUGAAGAUAAAUAACAUUGAAGCAUUUGGAAUUUCUGUUGAAACAAGCUUGACUGCCAUGGUUACGCAUCCCAAUUUUACUGGACUAACCAUUCUUCGGGCUUACUCACCAGAUCAUUAUGAGGGUGGUGCAUGGAACUCUGGUGGAUCAUGCACGGGAAAAGUGGGCCCUAUCUUGCCUGGUCAGUUGCUGAAAAACGCAUAUACGAAUACCAUGUACGAGAAACAGGUGAGAGGUUUCCACCGGGCUGUUAAGAAGCAGGUAAACCGGUCGAAAUUGAAGUUGAUGGACAUCACUGAGCCCUUUUCAUAUCGACACGAUGGUCAUCCGGGUCCAUACAGGAGUCCCGACCCUAAUAAAAUUACAAAGCGGGGACCAGACGGGAAGCCACCACCACAAGAUUGCCUGCAUUGGUGUAUGCCGGGUCCAGUUGAUACCUGGAACGAGCUCGUGCUUGAAAUUAUAAGACGAGAGUUUGAGGGUAACCAAAACGCUUCCGUUUAACUGAAACAGGUUUCAGUAGCUAGGUUAGCCUCUCAUACUUUGCUAUUCUGACGAUUAGAAAUACUUGUAAAGUAUUGUUGUCAUAGGAGAAGGCAAGGCCUAAUUUCCCCCUUUUUGGGAUCUUAUUUGGCCUGAUUACUUAGUAGAGGAGAUGUUUCUUGUCAGCGGGGUCAGUUUUUUUAAUGUGAAAUACUUGUUUGCCAACCAUUGAAUUGUCAAUUUUCUAACACCAGGAAGGUUCUUGUAGAUGAUUGGUGUUCUAUAAUAGUUCUUCAUUUAAUUAUUUGGUUA
Beta vulgaris subsp. vulgaris (sugar beet) is the source of this 2627-nucleotide messenger RNA. Its product is annotated as protein YLS7. The record is from RefSeq and is a predicted model, not a curated record. Gene Ontology annotation, molecular function: O-acetyltransferase activity. The coding region runs from base 645 to 2336 and encodes 563 amino acids. The transcript is spliced from 4 exons. Gene Ontology annotation, cellular component: Golgi apparatus. NCBI's taxonomy places the organism in Eukaryota, Viridiplantae, Streptophyta, Magnoliopsida, Caryophyllales, Amaranthaceae.